AUGAUUUCUGUUGUGGGCUAUGAAAAUCAAAAUAAUGUUAUAUACUAUGUUGUGUAAUUUGAGAAUACUGUUUUACAAAAAAGGUAUUGAUUACUUUAGAGUAAUAGAUUUUCUCAAUUCGAAGAACUUCAUCAAUCUUUGUUACCUUAUUUUCCUUUGCCCAAUUUACCACCCAAAUAAUAUGUGACUGUGCUUAUUGGCAAAUCUAUUGAAUAAUUAGAAAAACGUCAAAAAGCUCUUGAUAUCUAUAUCAAAGAGUUAUACAAGAACCCUCGAAUAGUCAAAUCUUAUCAAUUUUAAUAAUUUUUAGGAUUAGCCUAAACAAUUCAAAUGAUUUAUGAAUUUGAAGGAGUUAGUUAACCAAUUAAAGACUUUACUAUAAAUUUUGACAUGGGUUUGAUGUUAGUAUUGGGAAGUGAAAAGAAGAGUGUACCUUCUAUUUUUAAUAAAGUAAAUCAGAAUUCAUAAGCAUUGGGAACUUUAGAAUGUUGGCUUUAAAAAGAAGAAGUAUUUAAGAAAGAAUGGACUCAUUCAUUUAUUAAAUAAACUAGUUGUUUUCAUCAUCUAGAGAAUACUGUUGUAAUUGGAUUUAUAGAUGGUUCACUUACUUUAUUCUUAUUGAAUCAAUAAAAUGAGAUAGCAUCAUUUAAAGAAUAUAAUUAACAUUCAUCAAAAGUAUUAGCUGUUCAUUUGAUUAAUGGAUGUUUAUGUUCUAUAAGUGAGUCUGAAUUCAAGUAUUAAUUAUUUUAUCCAUAAAAGGGUUUUUUCAAUGAAUAAAAAUGAUUUUUUAAUUAAUUAGAGUCUUAGAGAUCUAAAUGGAAUGUUAAUUAGUGAUGAGAAAGCAUAUGUGUAUGAUUAAGUUGGCAUUAUUUAUGUUUAUGAUCUUCAUAAUUAAAAAAUGUCACUUUUACUUAAGUUUGAAACUUAAUUAGAGAAUAUAAAGGGAAUUACAAAAAGCAAUAAUAAAUUAUAUUCUGUGAAUUAAAAUGGAAUAAUUUAAAUUUUAGAAACAGAUACAUAUACAGUUUUAUAGAAAGGCAAAGGGAAAGUGUAAGUAAGAUAAUAAAUUAACUAUGAGAGAGUAAAGAAAUUAGUAAUUCAGAGAGUAGAUAAGUGAUAUAUAUUGGUAAUAAAGAUGGAUCAGUAACAGCACAUGAUAGUUCAGAUUUUUCAUCUUUAUGUAAACAAUAUAUUAUAUAUUAUUUAGUUAUAAUAAAUGCUCAUAUAAAUAGUGUUAGUAAGAUAAGAAAUUUUGAGAAUGAAAAUUUGUUGAUAACGGCAGGAGAAGAUAGAUAUAUUAGAGUAUUCAUAUAUAUAAAUAAGGCUUGGAGAUUACCUAAUAUUUUGAUUAGUGAUGGAUCUAAGUAGUCUUCAUUAAAGCAAUAAUACUGA
Messenger RNA from Paramecium pentaurelia, 1392 nucleotides. The record is from the annotation of a GenBank genome assembly. Lineage: Eukaryota; Ciliophora; Oligohymenophorea; Peniculida; Parameciidae.